Molecule: messenger RNA, 831 nt
Organism: Exserohilum turcica Et28A
Lineage: Eukaryota; Fungi; Ascomycota; Dothideomycetes; Pleosporales; Pleosporaceae
Exons: 1
Coding region: 1-831 (276 amino acids)
Biological process (GO): rRNA processing
Cellular component (GO): small-subunit processome; nucleolus
Source: RefSeq, a predicted model, not a curated record
AUGUCGUCGAUGCGAAAUGCCGUCCAGCGGCGCAACCACAAGGAGCGCGCGCAGCCCCUCGAGCGCGAGAAAUGGGGUCUUCUCGAGAAGCGCAAAGAUUACAAGCUGCGCGCAGCCGACCACCGCGAAAAGAAGGCCAAGCUCAAGAUCCUGAGUGAGAAGGCGCGCGACCGCAAUCCCGAUGAGUUCUCGUUCAAGAUGAUGUCGUCGCAUGUGGACAAGCAGGGCAGGAAGGUGGCGGACCGUGGCAACAAGGCGUUGAGCCUGGAUGUCGUCAAGCUGCUCAAGACGCAAGACGCGGGGUACAUCCGCACUAUGCUCCAGGUUACGCGGAAAGAAAGAGAGGAGCUGGAGCGGAAGCUGGUCAUGGAGGAGCAGGGCGAGGUGCGGGCGUUGAAGGACGGGGAGCGGGCCAAGCAGGGCAAGCACAGGGUUUUCGUUGACAACGAAGACGAGCAGGACGAGUUCGACCCGGACACGUGGUUUGGACGUGGCGAGCAGAUGCCUCGGCGAGCAGAACCGCCCACCUUUGGCGACCUCCAAGACGAGCUAUUACAAGACGAAGAAGCACCUACGCAGCAGUCCAACACGCUGUCCAAGAAGCAGAUGGAGGCACAGGAGCAAGCGCGGCGCGAGGCCAGGAAAUUCCGCAAAGACCGAGAGCGCGCCCUGGAAAGGACCGCCUCGAAACUGCAAGGGAUCAAGAGGCGGGAACGCGAGUUGAUGCUCGCCGAGGAGGAGCUGGAGUUGCAGCGCGCCAAAAUGAACAACACAGUGGGGGGCGUCAACAAGCACGGCGUCAAGUUCAAGAUCCGCGAGCGCAAGCGCUGA